This is a messenger RNA of Bolinopsis microptera, 1832 nucleotides long. RefSeq names its product 6-phosphofructo-2-kinase/fructose-2,6-bisphosphatase-like. Gene Ontology annotation, molecular function: fructose-2,6-bisphosphate 2-phosphatase activity; 6-phosphofructo-2-kinase activity; ATP binding. NCBI's taxonomy places the organism in Eukaryota, Metazoa, Ctenophora, Tentaculata, Lobata, Bolinopsidae. Gene Ontology annotation, biological process: fructose metabolic process; fructose 2,6-bisphosphate metabolic process. The coding region runs from base 153 to 1643 and encodes 496 amino acids. The record is from RefSeq and is a predicted model, not a curated record. The transcript is spliced from 14 exons. Gene Ontology annotation, cellular component: cytosol.
AGCUUCUACAGAUAGCAUGGUCAAGAAGACAGAGGAGGUUUCAAGUAUUUCAAAAGAGAUGAAAGUCUCUAAUAAGGAAGUAGCUGAAGAAAACUAGUUACUACGCUAAUAGUUAACAUCAGUACAGCAGUCCAGUUGUUCCACGUCGUGCUAUGUUCGAAGUACAGAAGCAGCUUGCCAUAAACACUGGCAAGACCAGGAACACAGCUUCGGGCAAUCUGAUGGAAACGUUAGGAAAAGAGAGGUACACGCGGGGUACCCCUAUGAGUUGUGCUCAGCAAUGUUACGCCAUGGUGGGGCUACCCGCUCGAGGGAAGUCCUACAUAGCCCACCGGCUUGCCAGGUACCUCAACUGGAUCGGAAUCAAGAGUAAAGUUUUCAACGUUGGUUCAGUUCGGAGGGAGUUGGUUGGAGUUAACAUGCCGUGUGAUUACUACGAUCCUAACAACACUACCGGAGCCCAGUCCCGCAGGAUGGUAGCGAGUCAUGUUCUAGAUACGAUUGUAGACUGGUUUAAAGCGGAUCCUGAUAACAGCGUUGCUAUUCUAGACGCAACGAACACGACUCGGGACCGCAGGGAUCUCAUUCUAGAGAAGAUCACACCAGAAGGUAUCCAGGUCCUGUUUAUUGAGAGUGUACUGGACGAUGUUCAGAUUGAGGAGAUGAAUAUUAGGGAGCACAAGGUCCGUUGUCCGGACUACCAGGGAUGUGACCCUGAUGCAGCUUUCAAGGACUUCUCAGAACGGAUCCAGAACUACAAAAAGGCUUACGAGGCACUGUGUCUUAAUCUGGAUAGAGAACUGUCAUUUAUUAGAGUUUCUAAUAUCACUCAGUUUCACAUCAAUAACCUCGCCAGUACGGUACAGUCGAAGUCUGCCUAUUUCCUGAUGAAUAUCCGACCUCAUACCAAAACUACGCUCUACCUUUCACGACACGGCGAGAGUCAGUUCAACGCAGAAGCUAAAAUUGGCGGGGACACCAAUCUAACGGAAAACGGUAUAAGAUACGCAAAGAAGUUGGGGAAAUUUGUCCAGGAGAACAAUCUUACGGAUGUUCCAGUGUGGACUAGUAUUAUGAAGAGAACUAUCGAGACAUGCUCCCAUCUUCCUAACCAAAACGUCCAGAGGUACAAAUCUUUGAACGAGAUAGACGCUGGGAGAUGUGACGGUCUAACUUACGAAGAGAUAGAGGAUCUGUAUCCGGAGGAGUUUGCUCUCAGAGACCUGGACAAAUAUAAUUACAGGUACCCUCAAGGAGAAUCGUAUCAGGAUAUCUGCUGUAGACUGGAGCCAAUUAUCAUGGAUCUUGAGAAGCAGGAUCAGAUAUUGGUAAUUUGCCACCAAGCUGUGCUGAGAUGUGUUGUUGGCUACUUCCUCAACCUAUCAACUGAAGAGAUACCUUACAUUAAGAUACCCCUGCAUACCGUCAUCAAGAUAACUCCAGUAGCAUACGGUUGCGAGAAAGAAGAGAUAACGUUUGGAGUGGACAGUUCCGUCAAUACUCACCGGGCCCAACCAACUCAGGAGUCGAUAGAACAGAGACUACUUGCUCUGGACGUAUCUAUUGUAGACUCAGGGGACAUUUGCAACUCAGACUCACCUGUUGUAUCUGUUAAUGGAAACCAUAGUGAUUUAAGGACGUAGAGACUUUGUGGGAAAUUAGAAUUUAGGGGAUCAGUUUUUAAAAUGAACAGGUGUUUUUAAACAGCUCGAAAACGAGGAGUGAAGUUUCCAAUUUGUAAUUAGGUUUAACAAAUUCAAUGAAAAACUUGGCGUUAUUUGGAGCGUUCGAUGUUACUUAAAAGCAACGGCCAAUGAGUAUUUUACUAUUAU